Molecule: messenger RNA, 961 nt
Organism: Panicum hallii
Lineage: Eukaryota; Viridiplantae; Streptophyta; Magnoliopsida; Poales; Poaceae
Product: E3 ubiquitin-protein ligase EL5-like
Exons: 1
Coding region: 254-880 (208 amino acids)
Biological process (GO): protein ubiquitination
Source: RefSeq, a predicted model, not a curated record
AUCAAUCAGGCUCACAUAUCCUAGACGCCCGACGGCCAUUCUCGCGCGCAAAGCAACUGACGGCCGUUGGAAUUCUCUCGCCGGCACGGACGUUUUCGGAUUUUCCUAGCACGAGCCGGCGUUGACCUGAUCACUGCAAACAGUAACGUGUGCUGCACUCUAAGCAGACCUACUUAGCCUGCGUCCGGCGUGCCAGGUUCUCGAUUGCAAUUUAACAGGCACUAGGUAGCUGGUCGUGCCCGUGCAUCCAUCCAUGUCGAGCCCCGCCGCGGGGAGCGGCGGCCCGUUCACGCGGCGGCAGGAGCAGGAGUACAGCUUCAGCGGCCGCGUCCUGCUCACGGCGGUCGUCAUCCUCGCCAUCCUCACCGUCUUCUUCGUCCUCGUCCGGCUCCUCCUCUACCAGUUCGUGGCGCGCGGCCGGGGCGGCCUCACCGCGGGCAUCCGCCGUUCCUUCGGCUCCUUGGGCAGGAGCGCCCGCCGCGGGCUCGACGCGUCCGCGCUCGCCGCGCUGCCGGUCACCGCGUACCGCCGCAAGCCGCAGCAGGCGGACGACGGCGGCGGGUCCGCCUCGGCGGCCUCCACCAGCGCCGACGGGGCGACUGAGUGCGCCGUGUGCCUGUCGGAGCUCGCGGACGGCGAGAAGGUGCGCGCGCUGCCGAGCUGCGGGCACGUCUUCCACGUCGAGUGCGUCGACGCGUGGCUGCGAUCCAGGACCACGUGCCCGGUGUGCCGAGCGGAGGUGCGGCCCAACCCUGACGCGCGGCCGCCGGCUCCAGCGUUGUUCGGUGCGGGGGGCACGUUGGUCGUCACCGUGGAAGGCGGCGGCGCGGAGACCCGUGCUGGGCUCCGCGGUCAACGGGCCGGUGCCGUAGUAGGGUAGGUAGCCAAAAGCGACAUUGUCAUCUAUGACUGCUUCUUACGAAUCAGUAAUUGUAAAUGUAAUUAGAAUUGCGUACUACUA